Pogoniulus pusillus (Red-fronted tinkerbird) is the source of this 3498-nucleotide messenger RNA. Its product is annotated as maltase-glucoamylase-like. NCBI's taxonomy places the organism in Eukaryota, Metazoa, Chordata, Aves, Piciformes, Lybiidae. The record is from RefSeq and is a predicted model, not a curated record. The transcript has 24 exons. Gene Ontology annotation, biological process: carbohydrate metabolic process. Gene Ontology annotation, molecular function: carbohydrate binding; alpha-1,4-glucosidase activity. The annotation marks the transcript as partial.
GAGGUCGAUUGAUGCCUUUAAAAUCCACCUGCCCCAGGUCGCUGUGUUCGGAGGGCUGCGGCUGGCGCUGGGCCAAUCCUACACCCUGCGCUGGAGCCUGGCGGGCAACAUCAGCGACAAGUUCGACUGCUACCCCGGGCUGGAUGCGUCCCGGGAGGCCUGCGAGGAGCUGGGCUGCGUCUGGGCCGAGGACACCUCCAACCUCGACGUUCCCUACUGCUACUACAGCAGCGCCGACAAUGGCUACUCCAUCACCGAGCUCAGGUACUCGGCCUCGGGCGCCACUGCCAACCUCACCUUCGACCAGGGCAGCAGGAAAGCCUUCGAGAGGGCAACGCCACCCAUCAGCACCCUGGCCCUGGAGGUGAAGUACCACAGCAACCACCUGCUGCAGUUCAAGAUCUACGACUGGGCCAAGCCUCGCUACGAGGUGCCAGUGCCCCUCAACCUCCCCGCGGCGCCGGAGGGCUCGGACCGGGAGCGCCUCUACGACCUGGUGCUGAGGCGCAAACCCUUCGGCGUCCAGGUGCGGCGCCGGAGCACAGGAACCGUCAUCUGGGACUCGCAGCUGCCGACCUUCACCUUCAGCGACCAGUUCCUGCAGAUCUCCACCCGCCUGCCCUCCCACUUCCUCUACGGCUUCGGGGAGCAGGAGCACAGAUCCUUCCGCCGCGACCUGGCCUGGCACACCUGGGGCAUGUUCACCAGGGACCAGCCCCCUGGGUACAAGCUGAACUCUUAUGGUGUCCACCCCUACUACAUGGCCCUGGAAGAAGAUGGCAACGCUCAUGGGGUCCUCCUGCUCAACAGCAAUGCCAUGGAUGUCACCUUCCAGCCCACCCCAGCCCUGACCUACCGCACUGUGGGGGGCAUCCUGGACUUCUACAUGGUGCUGGGGCCCACGCCUGAGAUGGUGGUGCAGGAGUACACUCAGCUGGUGGGCAGACCUGUCCUGCCCCCGUACUGGGCUCUGGGCUUCCAGCUGUGCCGCUAUGGCUACGCCAACGACAGCGAGAUCGAGGCCCUGGUGGAGGCCAUGAAGGCAGCAGGGAUCCCCCACGAUGUGCAGUACUCAGACAUUGACUACAUGCAGAGGCAGAUGGACUUCACCCUCAGCCCUCGCUUCAGCGGCCUGCCUGCCCUCAUUGAGAAGAUGCAGAGGGAGGGGAUGAGGUUUGUCCUCAUCCUGGACCCAGCCAUAGCUGCUAACGACAGCCACUACCUGGCCUUCGAGCGGGGGCUGCAGGAGGACAUCUUCAUCAAGUGGCCCAACAGCAGCGACAUCGUCUAUGGCAAGGUCUGGCCUGACCUUCCCAACGUGGAAGUCAACAACAGCCUGGACUGGGACACUCAGGUGGAGCUGUACAGAGCCUACGCAGCCUUCCCGGACUUCUUCCGCGGCUCCACGCAGCGGUGGUGGGAGAGGGAGAUCACAGAGGUCUACUCCAACCCCCGCAACGCCUCCCUCAGCAUGAGGUUCGACGGCAUCUGGAUUGACAUGAACGAGCCCUCGAGCUUCGUGAACGGCGCCGUGGGCGGCUGCAGGGACCGGGAGCUGAACUUCCCACCCUACCUCCCUCAGCUGGGCUCUCGCUCCCAGGGGCUGAGCUUCAAGACCCUCUGCAUGGAGGCCGAGCAGCUGCUCCCGGACGGGUCCCCCCUGCGCCACUACGACGUCCACAACCUCUACGGCUGGGCACAGACCAAGCCCACCCUGGACACCCUGCAGAAGCUGACCAAGGAGCGAGGCAUCGUCGUCACCCGCUCCACCUACCCCUCCAGCGGGCGCUGGGCAGGACACUGGCUGGGGGACAACACCGCAGCCUGGGACCAGCUCGACAAGUCCAUCAUUGGCAUGAUGGACUUCAGCCUCUUCGGCAUCUCCUACACUGGAGCAGACAUCUGUGGCUUCUUCGGAGACUCUGAGUACGAGCUCUGUGCUCGCUGGAUGGAGCUGGGAGCCUUCUACCCCUACUCCAGGAACCACAACGGCAACACAGGCAGGCGCCAAGAUCCUGUCUCUUGGAACUCAACCUUCGAGGCCCUCUCCAGGACUGUGCUCAACCUCCGCUACAGCCUCCUGCCCUACCUCUACACGCUGAUGUUCGAGGCCCACGCCCACGGCAGCACCGUGGUCCGGCCCCUGCUCCACGAGUUCGUGGGGGACAGAGAGACCUGGGACAUCUCCCACCAGUUCCUGUGGGGCCCUGCGCUGCUCAUCAGCCCUGCGCUGGAGCAGGGCAUCAGGGAGGUCAACGCCUACUUCCCCCCCGCCCGCUGGUACGACCUGCACACGGACCAAGAUGUUGGCUUCAGAGGAGAGUUCAGGUCGCUGCCAGCUCCCCUGGGCCACAUCAACCUGCACAUCCGUGGGGGCUACAUCCUGGCCCGGCAGGGCCCUGCCAACACCACCUUCUACAGCCGCCAGAACCCCCUGCACCUGACCGUGGCACUCAGUGACUCCCUGCGGGCCCAGGGCAGCCUCUACUGGGACGAUGGAGUCCGCAUCGCUGCCUAUGAGGAUGGUGUCUACCUGCUGACCUCCUUCACCGCCACCCAGAACGCUCUGGAGAUCAGGGUCCUGCACCGUGGCUAUGUGGACCCAAACAACCUGAAGUUCAACCAGGUGAAGGUUCUGGGCGUGGCCUCAGCUGCUGGCAACGUGACAGUGACGCAGGGAGGCCAACAGAUUGCAUCUCCCCACGUCGUGUCCUACGACAGCCAGAAACAGGUCCUGGACGUCACUGGGCUGGAACUGGAGCUGGGCCAGGACUACAAACUGGAGUGGAGCUGAAGCCCUCCUGAGGCUGCUGGGCAGAGGCUGGGAGCUGAGACCCUGCCCAGCCUGCCCUGAGCUUAGUUCUGCUUCCUCCCCCUGCCCCUCCUGCCUCUUGGACCUCGGGAAGCUCUCCAGGCUGCCACUCAGCUGGGCUGGGGCUUGCCACUGAGCUCAGCCUGCCAGGACCUCAGCACUCAUCCAGGCAGAGAGACACAGAAGGGACCUGGAAGCUCAAAGCAGAGACACAGAAGGGACCUGGAAGCUCAAAGCAGACACAGAAGGGUCAUGGAAGCUCAGCCAGUCCCCAACCCUCCUCCUCCUCCACACCUCCCCUGGACCAGGCUGCUCCAGGACCUCAACCCACCUGGCCCUGAGCACCUCCAGAGUGCUUUGGGGGUUUUGUUCCCCACUCGACCUUGCCUUGGAUGUGCCCAGGGGAAGCCCUGGGGGUGGGACAGGGCUGGGCCCAGGUGGAGCUCUGGGUUGGUGUCCUCCUUGCUGCACCCCUGAGGAGCUGCAGAGCUCUGGAACCCCCUGGGCUGCAGGAGAGGAGCUGAGGCUUGGCUGAGUGAUGCUCUGUGAGGUGCUGAGGAGCUCCCAAGGGCUGUCUGCAGGACCUGCACCUUCCCCUGGCACUUGAGGCUCUCCAGAGGCUGAUCUGAAGCUCUGUGGAAUUAAAAUUGCUCUUUCUGGGCUAAGCCUUCCCCUGGGAACCAAAA